This is a messenger RNA of Cladophialophora immunda, 1382 nucleotides long. RefSeq lists its product as uncharacterized. The transcript has 3 exons. The coding region runs from base 201 to 713 and encodes 170 amino acids. Gene Ontology annotation, biological process: protein targeting; tRNA import into mitochondrion; protein import into mitochondrial matrix. The record is from RefSeq and is a predicted model, not a curated record. Lineage: Eukaryota; Fungi; Ascomycota; Eurotiomycetes; Chaetothyriales; Herpotrichiellaceae. Gene Ontology annotation, cellular component: mitochondrial outer membrane translocase complex; mitochondrial outer membrane. Gene Ontology annotation, molecular function: transmembrane protein transporter activity.
CGCAAGGUCUUUUCUUGCAAGCUGCGAAAUUCCCCAAAGCUGUAUCAUUCCCGUUGAUCCAGACACCAUCCAUCUCAUUACGCCACUUUCUUAGAAUCCAUUUCUAGUUCCGUUUGCAUUUUGGCCUUCUUACACUCUGCAUUCUUAUUUCUUGUCGCCAUAUUCGUCUUGUCAGGGUCCUACCUCUCCGCGUCCCCAUCAUGAAGACCUCGACGAUCGUGUCAAUAUCUGUCGGGACAGUGGUCACCGGGCUGGUUGCAUAUGCCGUCUACUUUGAUUACAGGCGGAGAAACGACCCCGAGUUUCGGAAAGCUCUCAAACGAGAAUCGCGGAGGCAAGCCCGGAUAGCCAAGGAAGAGGCCGAGUUCCAAGGGAAGCAGCAACAGGAAGAGAUCAAACGGACAGUCCAGGAAGCCAUCGAGGAGGGCUUCCCGACGGACAUUGAAGAGAAGGAGGCAUUCUUCAUGCAACAAAUCGCACAGGGGGAGGCUAUGGCCGGUGACGGCUCUGAUCCGGUCGGCGCUGCCCUUUGCUUCUACAAGGGUCUCAAGGUCUACCCCGAACCACAAUCACUCAUCGGUAUCUACGAUAACACCGUCCCCAAAGAGAUCCUCGAGAUCCUCGCCGUCAUGGUUGCGCAAGAUAAGAAUCUGAAGGUUGGGUCUUUUGGCGCUGGUAGCGAAGGAUCCGACAGUGGACCGGGCGUCGAAUAAACCGUGGGCCCCUUGCAACGCGACGAAGAGCGACGAAAAAGUGUACCAACAAAAGAUUUCUAGUCCCUUUUGGUGACCUGCGCCUGGAUGGAGCCACUCUUAUCAGAUUUCCUCUGACGAAUCUCGCCUCCCUGUAUGAAAGAAAAGGCUGUAUACCAGCGCGGGUUGGGGGAAUGGGUUUGCUCCGACAAGCGUUCUAACAUUGGACAUAAUUUCAAUCAUCGCGCCCCUUUGGCCGAUCAUCUCAAUGAAAAAGAUUUUCAUGGCUUUACCCGCUGGUUUCUCAGGGACGCGCACAGAGAGAGUUUCGUGCUGUUUUGCCAGCCAGAGGUCCAAAAAGUGUGAUUGCACUGCGCAGGCAGACAUGAUUGAGCAAUGAUUUCCCCGUUCGACUGGCGUUAGUGAAGGCUUUGGAGGGAGCCUUCACGGUUCCCUUCUGAUGCACAGCAACUUGUCGACGACCAUCUGAGCACUCCUUCUUUCUUACUCACACCAACACUGCAUCAGCACGCCUCGAGCGCUUCCUGAUUUCAGUGGUGUUUGUUGAAGUCACCUCCGACUCUUGGGACAUCUGCUCAACCGCGGCGGACACAAUCUCUACACUGGAAAGAGUAGCAAGCGUGCCCUGUUCAUCGAUGAUUUCGUCUGCGUUCGCCUCUCAUAUCCCUU